Molecule: messenger RNA, 3548 nt
Organism: Pleuronectes platessa (European plaice)
Lineage: Eukaryota; Metazoa; Chordata; Actinopteri; Pleuronectiformes; Pleuronectidae
Gene: tmem68
Product: transmembrane protein 68
Exons: 9
Coding region: 305-1306 (333 amino acids)
Cellular component (GO): membrane
Molecular function (GO): acyltransferase activity
Source: RefSeq, a predicted model, not a curated record
CUAACACUUGAGUGUGUCACAUUUAUAGUGUUCCGGUGUUUCGUUGUUUUAGCUCGGUGAUUGAAUGAUUCUGUGAGUGUUGACUUCCUGGUUCGUUCAUUAGAACGCAGUUAUCCCACUCUGUUUCCGCGGAGCCUCGCUCUCAUUCUCGGUGUUAACGCCCUCGGUUUCCUCUUCAAUCCAGACACUGAAGCUACGUUCUAUGAAAUCACAAGCGGCAGAUCUGUCAUUUGACUGAGCGGAACACACCGGGUUGGAUGGCGUGACCCCAGGUGCUCUCUCCUGAGGCUGACAACAGUGCAGGAUGUCAGACAGUGGGAACCAGUCCUGUCUGAUGGGAGCAGAGGACACUGUCUCCUUCCUGGUGUGUGUGUUCCAUGCUUUGGAGGAAUGGGCUGGUCUUGGUCAGGUGGAGGACUACCUGAGUGUUUUGGAGUACCUGCUGUGGGUCUUCACCCCUCUGGCUAUCGUCUUCAUUCUGCCCUUCCUCAUCGUCAUAUUCCUCUACCUGUCGAUACUCUUCCUUCAAGUCUAUAAGAGGAAAAAUCAACUGAGGGAAGCUUACUCCAACAACCUGUGGGAUGGGGCCAGGAAGACUCUGGCUACUCUGUGGGACGGACAUGGAGCCAUAUGGCAUGGCUAUGAGAUCCAUGGGCUGGAGAAAAUCCCUGAUAAAGGACCAGCACUGAUCGUGUACUAUCAUGGAGCGAUUCCUAUCGACUACUACUACUUCCUGGCCAGUGUUAUCCUCCAGAAAGGACGGACCUGUCACUCUGUGGCUGACCACUUACUCUUCAAAAUUCCAGGUUUCAAAUUACUAUUGGAAGUGUUCAGUGUGAUCCAUGGCCCUCAGGAAGAGUGUGUGCGAGCUCUGAAGAAUGGUCACCUGUUGGGUAUUUCCCCUGGAGGAGUGCGGGAAGCUCUGCUCAGUGAUGAGACUUACCCUCUUCUAUGGGGCAAACGUAAAGGCUUUGCUCAAGUCGCCAUUGACUCUCAAGUGCCAGUAAUUCCAAUGUUUACUCAGAAUCUGCGAGAGGGCUUCAGGUCUUUGGGAACUCUCAGAUUAUUCCGCUGGAUGUAUGAGAGGUUCCGUCUACCUGUAGCACCUGUUUAUGGUGGAUUUCCUGUGAAAUUCCGGACCUUCCUUGGGGAUCCCAUCCAAUAUGAUCCAAACAUGAAUGCUGCAGAGCUUGCGGAGAAAGUUCAGCAGGCUGUCCAGUCUCUGAUAGACCAGCACCAGCAGAUCCCAGGGAAUAUCCUGAGAGCCUUGAUAGAGAGAUUCUACACCAAACACAAAGAUCAUUAACAUCAGUAGCAAAACAGAGACAAACUGUUACGUCUCUGAUUUCUUCAGUGUGCACAUUUUUGGAGUAUUUUCACGACUUCCUUCUCUUCCCUUAAACAUGUUUAAUUAGACAUUGGUUGGUAUGUCUGUUUCGAACUUGGUUAGGGACUAUCAGAAUCAGUAGUUUUCCGGCAAUUUAUUUUUGGGACUUUUUCAGGAGCUUCUCCCAAAAUAUUAAAGUUUUAUUUCUAAUUGAGCAGAGCUUUAGUUCAGGCAAGUCAUGAAGUUAAGUUCAGACAGAAUCCAGUAUGUCAGCCCACAUCAGCUUAUGGCUCAGCUGAUCCCCUCCAGACAUUUAAAUGGUCAAGCUUAUAUUGCAUACUCUAUUAAAAGUCCAGUGUGUCAGAUUUAGGUGAAAGGGAUCAAUUGGUAGAAUAUUAAAUAUAAAAUAAUCCUACUCAUGUUUUUACUUGUGUAAAUUGUACGAAUUGUUUUCUUUAUCCCUAAAUGGGUUCUUUAUAUUUACUUCAGGAGCAGGUCCUCUCUACGGAGGCUGCCAUGAUUUUGAAAGUAGCCAAGACUUGACAAACUAAACCUUUUGAGUUUUUAUGACAACUGAAGGCUACCACAAGUUCUCUUCCAUGUUUUGAAGGGGAGGGUGAGGUGAUGGGGUAUUCAGCUGCAACAUGCAACUUCACCACUAGAUUUCACUACACACUGAACCUUUAAAGCUACUUUACUCUGCCCACUCUUUCUGCUUCCACUACAAACCACUUUGCCAACCAUGUCUCAAUUAUGCUUUUUCUGUAUUGUCCAGGUAAAGCUUAAAUCCUGAAGUAAAAUACCUUUGUCCAAUAAGGGCCAUUUAAAUGUUUAUAACAGCCUUCAUCAGUAAACUAGCAAAGUGUUUGAUGUCAGAUGGUAGUGAUGAUGAUGAAGAUGAUGCUACUUAGAUCUGCUUUUUAGCUAGGUUAAGCUAGUCUGUUGUUUGAUCGCAGACUAGCGAAAAACACUGGAACUUUCUUUCAGUAUCCUUCAGUGUUUUACAACUAUCUUGUGCCAUAUCAGUUAUCGGCAAUCCAACCGUUCUUUGAGAAAAUCUGACCCGUUGGAAAAAAAUACUUUGUCUAGUUAAUGCAGCACUGCUAACAAGGCUUCUUCAUAAAUUCUCCCUCUGAUUGACAUUUUAGCUUUUCAGUUGUCACUUGGCCACCACAUGUCACUUUUCUUGACAGCCUCCAUUGUUAUCGAUGAAACGUAACAGCUAUGUGUUUCUUUCACCCUGAUGAUGACCUGCCAGAUGGCACUUUCCUAAAGGACACAUUAGUACAUUUAAAGUUACUUUCUUUUAUUGCAAAAAAAAAGCAAUGGGUCUCAAGAGAUUUGUUUUCAAUGGGGUGUAUAGGGUCUGGAGCAACAAGGUUCUCCAACCCUGGUCUACGGUCUAUAAGGACUCUUGAGUUCCUUUGUUGUCGGUUUUGGAAAAUCCCAUGAUGCUUACUUCUAUAUAUAUUUACCAAUAAUAUUUAGAGUUUGUAUUGUCCCUGUUGCCAGUUGUGUGAAACAAGAGCAACCCGCUUGUUCUGAGAAAAUUAGUUCAUCAGCUAAAAAAAUUAUCAAGUGCAGUAACUGUGGCUUUGCUAUAUCAUCGUACAAAAACUGCAGAUGAAGUUUAGACAUGUUGUCUUCAGAUAUUCAUGUCUCUUAAGGUAGGGCCAAUACACUUAACAAUGUGUGAAGGAGGCUCGAGAUGAAGGUCGUACAAAAGUAUUGUCUGUGUGUGGACUUGCGGGCAUCUGCUAUACUGCGAGAUUACCCCUCAUAAAACCAUAAGUGUCCCUUCACAAAAUUGAAAUAUCUUCUGUCUAUAAUAUUUAUCAUAUCAGUACAGAUAUGGAAGUGUUUGUUUAAUUCCCAGACCCUCGGAGCUUCGUAAGAAAUGCUGCAAACGAAACAUUUGACAUUUUGCAUAGUCAUAUUGUUGAAAUAUAUUUGCAUGCCUGAGCACAUAUUAAGUUUCAGUGAUGUUGCACAUAUUGUCUUCAGAGUGUUGCUGCCAACUGACAUUUGCGAAAGAAGCCUUUUGUCUCUUUGUGAGAGAUGAUUAACUAGAUGCUUUACUUCUGUCAACUUGUCCUUUUCCAUAUUUAUGUUGUUCAUCUAAUUUGUGUUUUUAAAUUAUGUCAAUAGAAUAUUUAAAUGUUGCACUUUUAAAUAUUGAGAUUCAGAUGAACCUGUUAAUAAAUCUAUUUUAUUAGUUUUA